AUGGAUUAUAAGCUGUGUGGAAGGUUUGAUACAUUGAGAAACUUUUUACCCGAUGAAUUAAACACAACUACAGAACUCGAUUUUCAUAAUAAUGGGAAAAUUAGGAAUUACUGCCCUGAUGGAGGUUCAGGAAACACUAAAGAAUGUAAGACGGAUUUUGAUAAAAUUAAGGCUGGAUGUUUAUGGUUGUUUGAGCAAUUUUUUGUGAGAAAUCAAAAAAGUGAUAUCAAUAUUGUUGAAUACAUUAUGAUGUGGUUAAGUUAUAAACUAAAUCAAAAGACAUAUGAUGGAAUCAAAAAUUUAAAUGAUUUUUAUACUAAAUAUAUAGAAAAUAAUAUGCAUUAUACUAAUUGUGAUGAUAAUGGUAAAGAUUGUAAUGAGUCAUUAAAAAAUAAUACAGGAUAUAGAAAUUAUAAGGAAAUCAUAGAUAACAAAAAUGAAUUGCUGAGUAUUAAUUUGGGGCAUAUGUCUAAAUUUUAUGAUGCAUUUAAACUAUUAUGUAAAAUGUAUACUGAAAUUGGUUCAAGCGACACAAUAUCUAAUAAAUCUUUAAAUUGCGCUAAAGAAUUUGUUGAAAAAUAUGAUGAACUUAACAAUCCUAAUAAUACUAAAGAUAACGCCUAUUAUCAAGUAUUGUCUACAUUAUCAAGUGAUUAUAAAAAUUUUAAAAAAUAUUGUAGUAAUAGUAAUAUUGAUUGUAGCAAUAUCCCACCACUUCCAGAUAUAAAAACAAAAGAAAAUGGUGUGCAAAUUUCUGAACCGAGUUCUGAAGUUACACCAUCAAGUUCGUCGGUAACAAACAAAUUAAUUCCAGUUUUAUCGAUAAUUGUUGCAAUACCAAUAUUCUUGGGAAUUUUUUAUAAGUAUUCGUUAUUUGGAUUUCGGAAACGACCUCAAAAACAACAUUUAAGAGAAAGGUUAAAAAAAUAA
Molecule: messenger RNA, 930 nt
Organism: Plasmodium yoelii
Lineage: Eukaryota; Apicomplexa; Aconoidasida; Haemosporida; Plasmodiidae
Product: PIR protein
Exons: 3
Coding region: 1-930 (309 amino acids)
Source: RefSeq, a predicted model, not a curated record